AGUAUGUAGAGAUGAUGAAAGAAAAAAUAGAUCCUGAUCUAAAAGAGAACAUUGAACAUGAUGUACUGAAGGAAGGGGUGGGGAAACACACACUUAAAGAGAUAAAUAGUUCCGGUCCUUUACAGGAUAACUAUUCUCAUGAAAUCCUGCUACUUGAAAAUCUAUGCGGAGGAGGCAAUAAUGAUGACAGAAAUGUAAGUGGGGAAAGACUUCCUGAAAUAUCAGACGCUCAGAUGCAUGUGAAUACCCACAAGGAAGAAAAACCAUAUAAAUACUUGGAGUCUGGUAAAAGGAUUGUGCAGAAAAAUAUCCUGAUUUCUCUUGAAAGGAUCCUUACCAGAGAGAAAAAAUACAAAUGCCUGGAGUGUGGAAAAAGUUUUAGUCAUAGUGGAAACCUUAUUGUCCAUCUAAGAGUUCACACUGGGGAGAAACCAUAUAAUUGCCUGGAGUGCAGGAGAAGUUUCACUCAGCAUGGACACCUUAUUGUCCAUCAAAGAAUUCAUGCAGGAGAGAAACCAUAUACAUGCCCAGAGUGUGGGAAAAGCUUUACUGACAGUGGAAGCCUCAAGUCCCAUCAAAGGAUUCACACAGGAGAGAAAAAAUAUAAAUGCCUGGUUUGUGGAAAAAGCUUUCGUCAAAGUGGACACUUUAAAGCCCAUCAAAUAAUUCACACAGGAGAGAAAAGAUAUAAAUGCCUGGAGUGUGGGAAAAGUUUUGGACAGAAAGAUUCCUUUACUUACCAUCAGAGAAUUCACACAGGGGAGAAACCAUAUAACUGCCUGGAGUGUGGGAAAAGCUUCAUUGAUGGUAGAAACCUCAAGUCCCAUGAAAAGAUUCACACAAGUGAGAAAAAAUAUAAAUGCCUGGUGUGUGGAAAAAGCUUUGUUCAAAGUGGAAGUCUUACUUUGCACAUGAGAAUUCACACUGGGGAGAAACCAUACAAAUGCCUGGAGUGUGGGAAGAGUUUCCAUCAUCGUGGACGCCUUAUUGCCCAUCUAAGCGUUCACACAGGCGAGAAACCAUAUAACUGCCUGGAGUGUGGGAAAAGUUUCACUCGUUGUGAACGCCUUAAUGUCCAUCAAAGAAUUCACACAGGGGAGAAACCAUAUAUGUGCCCAGAGUGUGGGAAAAGCUUUACUGAAAGUAGAGGCCUCAAGUCCCAUCAAAGGAUUCACACAGGAGAGAAAAAAUAUAAAUGCCUGGUGUGUGGAAAAAGCUUUAGUCAAAGUGGAAGCCUUAAAGUCCAUCAAAUAAUACACACAGGAGAGAAAAGAUAUAAAUGCCUGGAUUGUGGGAAAAGUUUUGGACGGAAAUGUUCCUUUACUUACCAUCAGAGAAUCCACACAGGGGAGAAACCAUAUAACUGCCUGGAGUGUGGGAAAAGCUUCAUUGAUGGUAGAAACCUCAAGUCCCAUGAAAAGAUUCACACAGGUGAGAAAAAAUAUAAAUGCCUGGUGUGUGGAAAAAGCUUUGUUCAAAGUGGAAGUCUUACUUUGCACAUGAGAAUUCACACUGGGGAGAAACCAUACAAAUGCCUGGAGUGUGGGAAGAGUUUCAAUCAGAGUUCACAUCUUAGUACCCAUCAGAAAAUUCACACAGGUGAGAAACCAUAUAAAUGCCUAGAGUGUGGAAAGAGCUUCCAUCAGAGUUCACAUCUUAAUGUCCAUCAGAAAAUCCACACAGGGGAGAAACCAUAUAAAUGCCUGGAGUGUGAAAAGAGCUUCAAAGAGAGUUCACAUCUUAUUAGCCAUCAGAAAAUUCACACAGGGGAGGAACCGUAUAAAUGCCUGGCGUGUGGGAAAAACUUCAGGCACAGUGGAUCCUUUAAUUCCCACAAAAGAAUUCACACAGGGGAGAAACCGUAUAAAUGCCUGGAGUGUGGGAAAAACUUCAGGUACAGUGGAAACUUUAAUUCCCACAAAAGAAUUCACACAGGGGAGAAACCAUAAAAAUGCACAAAGUGUGAGAAAAGCUUUCAUCAGAGAACUGCCCUUACUGUUCAUGAAAGAAUUCACGAGGCAAAACCACAUACAUGCCCCGAGUGUGGAAGAAGCUUCAGUCAGAGAGGAAAUCUUAUUUCACAUCAAAGAACUCACAUUGGGAAGAGAAACAUAUAAAUGCUGGUAGGUUGGUUAGACCUUGCAUCAAAGCAAUUUGGAUUAGAAAAUUAGAAAGCAAGGCAAUGCAACAGUAUAAUACAUACACAAUACAUAAUGCAGCAAAAACUCACA
Heteronotia binoei (common prickly gecko) is the source of this 2231-nucleotide messenger RNA. RefSeq names its product zinc finger protein 345-like. Lineage: Eukaryota; Metazoa; Chordata; Lepidosauria; Squamata; Gekkonidae. Gene Ontology annotation, biological process: regulation of cytokine production; negative regulation of transcription by RNA polymerase II; regulation of immune system process. The transcript has a single exon. The record is from RefSeq and is a predicted model, not a curated record.